This is a messenger RNA of Pelodiscus sinensis (Chinese soft-shelled turtle), 4614 nucleotides long. The record is from RefSeq and is a predicted model, not a curated record. Lineage: Eukaryota; Metazoa; Chordata; Testudines; Trionychidae.
AUGUCUGAUGAGGAAAUCAAAGAUAAGUCAUUGGCUUCAGCUGCAGCCUGCUUGGAAGGAAAGGCACCUAUGGAAAAAGCAGCAAUUAUUCACCAGCAUAUUGGUCGCAGAGAGAUGACAGAUAUAAUCAUAGAGACCAUAAAAUCCAAUCCAGAUGAGACACAAGCUGCAAUGGAAGGAAGAAAAACUCCAGAGGCUUCACCUGUUGAUGAUAAAAGUAAAUGUGAUGGGCAAACUAAAGAAUGCGUUGAAGCUGCUCCAGACUCGCCAUCUAAGCAACUUCCUGACCAGAUUUCUUUCUUCAGUGGGAACCCAUCAGUUGAAAUAGUUCAUGGCAUUAUGCACCUGUACAAAACAAAUAAGAUGACUUCCUUAAAAGAAGAUGUAAGGCGUAGUGCUAUGCUGUGUAUUCUCACAGUCCCUGCUACAAUGACCAGUCAUGACCUUAUGAAGUUUGUGGCCUCAUUCUAUGAAGUAAUAGAACAUAUGAAAAUCAUCAGAGAUUCCACUCCAAAUCAGUAUAUGGUGCUGAUAAAGUUUAGUACACAGGCUGAUGCUGAUAGCUUUUACAUGGCUUGCAAUGGUCGACAAUUCAACUCGAUAGAGGAAGAUGUAUGCCAGCUGGUGUAUGUGGAGAGGGCUGAAGUCUUCAAAUCAGAAGAUGGAGCCAGCCUUCCCGUAAUGGAUCUGACGGAGCUUCCAAAGUGCACAGUGUGCCUGGAAAGAAUGGAUGAGUCUGUGAACGGGAUCCUUACUACGGUGUGUAACCACAGUUUUCACAGCCAGUGUCUGCAGCGCUGGGAAGACACCACGUGUCCUGUCUGCAGGUACUGCCAAACACCCGAGCCUGUGGAAGAAAAUAAAUGCUUUGAAUGUGGAGUUCAAGAGAACCUUUGGAUUUGUUUAAUAUGUGGGCACAUUGGAUGUGGCCGCUAUGUGAGCCGGCACGCUUACAAGCACUUUGAGGAGACUCAACACACUUAUGCAAUGCAGUUAACCAACCACAGAGUUUGGGAUUAUGCUGGAGAUAAUUACGUCCAUCGACUGGUUGCAAGUAAAACUGAUGGGAAGAUAGUUCAGUAUGAGUGUGAGGGGGAUAUGUGUCAGGAGGAAAAGAUUGAUUCCUUACAGCUAGAGUACUCGUAUUUGCUUACAAGCCAGCUGGAAUCUCAGCGCAUCUACUGGGAAAACAAGAUAGUUCGAAUAGAAAAGGAUACAGCUGAAGAAAUUAACAACAUGAAGACUAAAUUUAAAGAAACCAUUGAGAAAUGUGAUAGUUUGGAGCACAAGCUGAACAACUUACUUAAAGAGAAACAAUCCUUGGAAAGAAAGUGCAUGCAGCUGAAUAACAAGGUGGCCAAGCUCUCCAAUGAACUUGAGGAGGAGCAGGAAAUGAACAAAUGUUUGCGAGCCAACCAGGUCUUGCUGCAGAACAAACUAAAGGAGGAAGAGAAGGUGCUCAAGGAAACUUGUGAGCAGAAGGACCUGCAGAUCACAGAAAUACAGGAGCAGCUGCGGGAUGUCAUGUUCUACUUAGAAACACAACAGAAAAUCAACCACCUCCCAGCUGAGACCAGGCAGGAAAUUCAGGGAGGACAGAUCAACAUUGCAGUGGCAUCUUCUGCAAGUUCCCCAGCGGGCAGCACAGGAAAGCCGCCUCGGAGAGGCCGGAGCAAAAGGGGCAAGUGAAGGCUGAGACAAGUGGAUCAUCCUCACUGCAACUGAUGCCACUUCUGAGUGACCGAGCACAUGUUUUGGGACUCAAGCUGAAUGUUAGAUUCAACACUAAAUAUCAAGUCCUGUGAGGCUCAGCUAGAAGUUGUUUUCUGAGCUAUUCAUAAAGCUAGCUGCCAGUUAUGGGGAAAUUACAGUAUUUUAAAAGCAUUUCACGGCAUUAGAUAGCUAAUCAUAGGCAGACUUUAAACACCAUUUUGCCUUCCUACCUUCUCUAAAUUCCACUUUACACAUUAUUUUCUCCUUAGAUUAUGUUCAGUUUUAGACACAUCUGAAACACAAAAUGAAUCUUAUCCUUAAAGGGUCGUGACCCAAAGUUUUUAAGGUCUUUUUUUUUAAGCCUCUUCCUACUAACCAAGAUGUUAAAUGUUCUUAAAGAGUUUUUAUUUAAAUGGCAAGUUUGAUUCAGAGGUAAACAUCCCCAUCCCACUUACUGUGUACAACUUAAAUACUGCAGCAUUUUGCCAGUGCAGAAUUAGGGUAGUAAUAGAGAAGUUAGAAUGGACAAUGAAACAGACUGAAGUAUUUAAAAAUAAUAAACCAUGUAAAUGGUAGUGAGAAUUAAUGUGGUGCCCACUGCUAUAAGGGAGUACACGUUAAACAGUUAACAUGCGGUCCUCUUUGAAGGUGGUCUUGUGCAGUGCUAACUGCUUAAAAGUACAAGGAAAUGUGACAGUAGUAUGCUAUAGAAAUAAUUGAACAUAGUUAUUUAUGUGCAGUGUUAUGGACGUGUUGGCCCCAGGUGACUAGAGCCACAAGAUGGGGGCAGUAAAUACCUUUUAUUGGACCAGUUUCUAUUGCUGACAGACAAGCUUUUGAGCUUACACAGAGCUCUUCCUCAGGCAUUGGUAAACUUGAAAGCCUGUCUUGCCAACAGAAGUGGGUCCAAUAAAAUUUCUCACACCCCCUUGUCUCCAUAAUUAUUUAUAAGCAUUCCUCCCAAUUAAGUAGCAACAAUAUAGCACAGACUAGUAUCUGUUUCAAAUUAACACUGUCACCCUAUUCUGCUCGCAGAAUAAGAUGCAUUAUACAUUUGCCCUCUGCAUAUUUCAGUCGUGCAGGCACUAGGAACCUGAGUCCCCAGAGUGAGGCAGAAUGAUGUGUGUUGUGUGAAAGCCACAUGUUCACAUCCCCCUCUCUGAAAACUGUCACUUCUCAUAGAUGGCCCAAAUACUCGCAGCUUUCAGGCUAGUUGCCAGCUUGCUACCACUUAAGGCUGCUGUACACUUCAGGAGCUGCUAACACUCCACAGGCAGUCUGUACAGAGAGGUGUCAUGAUGUAGUAUAAGCUCUCCACACUGGGUGCACCUCCUGCCCGCGUUUCCUAGGAUAGCUUAGUUUCCUUUAACAUCCCUCUUGUUUUUGGUGAGUAAGGAUUGAAACCAGUUUGCCCUACAGCCAUCUAUAUGCAAGCAACCUUAGGGAAGCGGUGGUUCAAAUCUGGCUUUUUUUGUUCUAGAACAUACUAAACUUGAUACUUCACAAUGUCUCCCUUAAAUGAAGACCUGAAUAUGUCCGAUGACUUGUCGGGAGCAUUUAAAAAUGCUGACUUACUCCUUCUUGGAUUGUGUAAGGGGGAUCUUGUGACGCUGUCCUCGCCAUUGGAUAAGCUCCUGUUCAGCAUUCAGCUACAGCUCUUUCACCAGUUUAGGCCAAAACCAAUGCAACUGAAGCUGGGACUUAUCCAGUUGCUAAGCAGAACCAAAAAAUGAAACUAACAUUAGGUUUUUAUGAAGCUAAAUUGUUCUUUUGGUCAGCUCAGAAAUGAGUGAGUUAUAGUAGCCAUGUCCAUAGGAGUAAGGUUAGAAUUCCAUUAAAUCUGCUUCAUGCCUUUACUAAUUGUCAGGCUUAAUUUUAGGAAGAAGGUUACAUUUUUCUUACAUGUAAAAUAAGUGACUCUUUGUUGAUGUACCAGAUGCAUCCAGUUCUUUGCUCUAUAGACUUGACCCUGUCUUCUGAAGCAUGAUGUAAAUGAACCUUUCUGUGGGAUAUAAACUGUACACUCGCACCUCUGGCUGCUGUAAAAUAGUCCUAAAGGAUUAGAGACCUACAAUGUAGCUUACUCUCCUAUAGAAAAUCUAUUUUAUUUAAAAUAUAUUUUUACACCAGCUAGGAUCCUCUUACCUAUUGCUGAAAGCUUGCUGUGUGUAGAACACUGUAUCCUCGCAUUCUUUUUUAGAAAAUGACUUAAUUUUAAGUGUGCAGUGUUUUUGUCUUUUCUUUUGUAGCUGAUCACACUAUUGAGGGGGAAAAUCUCUAAUCAAGGAAGGAGGCGUUGGUUGGGGAAACCUGAGCAAAAGAACUAUGAAACAGAAUGGUGUUGGCAGUAAAACUGUCUAAGGAAAUGGCAUUAGUAAAGUAAAAGAUAAGAAAAUCAACUUAAUUCUAGCUUGUAUCUAAGACUUGUGCAGGAGCCUUUAUGAAACUAGUUGAUAUCACUGGCUAGAUAUCUGUAUCUGACAAUCACCUCUCUCCAAGUCUAAGUUGCAAGGCCAGCAAUUGAAUUAACAUUCUUGUAAUAGAAGUAGGGGCUAAACUAUUCUUUGUCCUAACCAUGUUCCAGCUAUCUACAAGCAUGCUGGCAGCUAAUAGGGAGAUGGGAAGCUUGCAUGUUACUGCUCACUCUAUUCUAUUUCUAUAGCUAACAAGGAAUAGCACCUUUCAGAGGCACUCAGUCAUUUUAAGGUAGUUUGCCAAGUGUUUGCACAGAAUGAGAUGAGCCUUUGUAAAUGAAUAAAUUAGAAUCCCUCAUCUUUGCAUUUUAAUAGUUGUGACAUACAGCCUUUGAUGUAGUUCUUACUAAGACUGAUUCUGUCCUGUAAUAUCUGAAACAAAAGAUUUUUAUGUUCUGAAGAGAAAAAUAAAAGUGCUGGAACUCGG